Octopus bimaculoides (California two-spot octopus) is the source of this 1095-nucleotide messenger RNA. RefSeq names its product programmed cell death protein 6. Gene Ontology annotation, molecular function: calcium ion binding. NCBI's taxonomy places the organism in Eukaryota, Metazoa, Mollusca, Cephalopoda, Octopoda, Octopodidae. The record is from RefSeq and is a predicted model, not a curated record.
GUUAACACAUAUGAUCCAUUGCAAUGUGAUAAUCCAUAUCCUCACGUAGUAUUUUAGUAAAGCACUGUUUAUAUUUACUGUUACCUCUCAGCUGUGAUUUUUUUUACUAACUACUAAAUUCACCGCACAGAGACUGUUUUAAGCUGAGCUGUUGAAAAUGGCAUAUUACGGAUCUAACAUAGACCAAAAUUAUCUAUGGGGUAUUUUCCAGAAGAUUGACACCAACCGCAGUGGCGAUAUCACUGGUUUUGAGCUUCAGCGAGCACUAUCUAAUGGUACAUGGACACCUUUCAACCCAGAAACUGUACGAUUGAUGGUUGGUAUGUUUGAUCGUGACAAUUCUGGUACCAUUAAUUUUCAAGAAUUCACCCAACUAUGGAAAUAUGUUACCGAUUGGCAAAACACUUUCCGAGCAUUUGACACUGAUGGUUCGGGCUCCAUAGACAGGAAUGAAUUGAAAGCAGCACUGCAGACUUUUGGUUAUCGGCUCUCUGAUCCUUUUUAUUCAAUGUUGGUUAAACGGUUUGAUCGACAAGGACGAGGUGUAAUAGCUUUUGACGAUUUCAUACAGUGUUGUGUUGUAAUGCAGACUUUAACAAAUGCCUUUCAAGUUCACGACAGAGAUCGCGAUGGUGUUAUUCAGAUUUCAUAUGAAGAUUUUCUUGCACUUGUAUUCAGUCUUCGUACUUAGCUACUUUUUUUCUAAUCUGUAUUCAUGUUACAAAUAUUGUAAAUGAUAUAGUUAUGAUACCAUAAAAAAAAUAUUCUCGUCAAAAUAUAAUCUGUGUCAAGCCACAUCAGAUUAUCAACAAGGUGGUGAAGAAACUUGUUUUUUUUACAUAAUAGAAAAAGAAAGAUUCACACUGUUGUAACCUUUUUUUAACAUACAAAAUAAUUUAGAUGGAGAAUAUUUGUUAUAAUAAAACAAUGGAGUGUAAUUGAAAAAAAAUAUAUUAAAUUUAUUCAAAUUUAAAUAUUCUUAUAUCUCUAUUUACCUCCGGUUAUAUAAAUAUUUUACAUACAAAUUUUUCUUCUCUCCCCUUUGUAUCUUUGUAAAAGCAAUAUUUACAUUCAUUAAAAUUGUUUUUAUUUUCA